This is a messenger RNA of Fundulus heteroclitus (mummichog), 4120 nucleotides long. RefSeq names its product rho guanine nucleotide exchange factor 15 (gene arhgef15b). Gene Ontology annotation, molecular function: guanyl-nucleotide exchange factor activity; protein binding. The record is from RefSeq and is a predicted model, not a curated record. The transcript is spliced from 16 exons. Bases 444 to 3554 code for a protein of 1036 amino acids. Gene Ontology annotation, biological process: activation of GTPase activity. NCBI's taxonomy places the organism in Eukaryota, Metazoa, Chordata, Actinopteri, Cyprinodontiformes, Fundulidae.
CUGUCUCCUGCUCCGCUCCUCUCCUCCCUCUGGUCCGCCGCUUGUAACAAAGACGAGGCAGCAGCAGCAGCAGCAGGCAGUAGUAGUAGUAGCAGCGGGGUGAUGGGAGCCCACACAACACGCCUGACACGCAGACAGACAACAAUGAACUGAACGGACAUCUUUUUUCUUACCCUUUUAACGGCCGUUUUUUCUUUUUCUUCUUCUUCUUCUUCUAAAUGUUCCUCGCGACAGGAGCGGAGUUUUUACCCCGCGCGGCUUUCUGCCUUCCCGACGAGAAGUAAAUAGUCCAAGAUGCUCGACUCAAAGUAGACCCGAAAAAUAAAACAACAACAAAGCGGAACAGUCGAACCCUGUUCGGAGAUGAACUUCCCUCGCUGACGCUCGCCAUCCAAGUCUGUCCUUUGAGUCUCCUCUGACGGAGAAGAAGCCCCCCAGCCUUGAUGGAACGGCCUACGUCGCCCCUCAACCCAGACGUCAAGCGGCGACCGGAGGUCCCCCCGAGAUCGCUGUACAGUGACUCCCGUUCCCUUGUGGGCGGAGGAAGCAGUUCAGGCGCCGCGCAAGGACAGGUGAAGGAAAUAGUCAGACGCAUUACCAAGCAGGAGUCCAUCGACGCAGGAGAGAAGCUGGCCAACGGCGCCGCGGAGCCGUCGCCCCGGAAAGAGGUGAAAACACCACCAGAGGUGAAGCCCAGAUCAGACGUCGGCCCCCAGCCGCAGGCGGGAACGAAGCUGGUGGCACCGCUGGCCCCACCGCUGCCCAAGAAGAGGAGCCGCAUCCCCAAGAAACUAACGGAGAGCGACGGCGUGAGCACAGACGCCCGGCGAUCAGCUCCUGAUGGAAAGGAGGGGGCGGUCCAGACGUCAGGAGCAGCUGAAGCAAAGGACGAGGACACGCUGUACUCCACCCUCGCCCACUACUGCAGCAAAAACUGCACCUGCAUGUGUCACCUGCAGAGACCCGGCAUGAUGCUCAUAUGGGUGCCUGUGGAGGAGCACGAGAACGAGAGGCCAGGGGGGACGGCGAGGGAGGCGGAGCCGAGAGAAGAGAUGGGUGUGAAGGGGCAGAAAGCAGAGAAUGGACUGGAAAAGGAGGUGCUCAGAGAGGAGGAGGAGGAGGAGGGGGGAGAAUGUGAGCUGAAAGCAGAGAACGACAUGGAUGGAACGGAGGAGGUGGACCUGUAUAGAGUGGAGGAGGCGGUGGACGUGGGGAGAGGAGAAACGAAGGCAGCAGAGAAGGAGGUGGAAGAUCAUAGAGCAGAGGAGGGCUGUGGGGGGAUUAAAGAGGUGGAGCAGGGAGGCGACGGCAAGAACAAGGGAGGAGACGAGAAAACGGUGAAAUCCCACAUCCAUCACUCUUUGGAGGUCCUGCUGUCCGAGGGUCCGAGGAGGCCUUCAGACCAGACUCCUCACGCCGCGCUCGCUCGCUGUCGGCCUGUACCCCGACACCAACCUCCGCCUCCUCCACUCCCGAGCCAGGGCCCAGAGGAUGAAGAUGAGAGUAUUUACGAGCUCCAUCUUCCUGGGGCGGCUGAGGACCUUAAGAAGGUCCCAUCGGUGAGGAAGGAUUUGCAGGAUAGUCCUAAAAUAACGGCGCGUAAGCCGGCGCGUCGGGAAAGGCCGGCUAAAAGCUCCUCGGACUCUACGCCUGGAGUGGAGGAUGCACCAGAACCUCCUGCCAUACUGCCCAGGCUUCCCAUGAACGGCCCCGGAAAGGAGAACACCUCCGGGAGAACCUCCCCUGGCAGCGUCCCCUCAUCCCAUAGGCUCAGACCAGAGCCCCCCAAAACGUCGCCUCCAAGCAGCCCUCUGGUUCCUCUCAGACCUCCGCCUGCUCCACCAAAGACAUUUUCCAGGAGCAACAGCACUGCUUCAACGCGCUCCACCAUCUUCCCUGGAAAAGAAAAUAAAAGCAGUGAAAAGAAAGUCGAGACAGAACGGUCUCCAGUCAGAAGGAAGACUUCAUCGAAGUGGGAGUUCCGGCUGACCGACGAGCCUCUGUACCAAACAUACAGCGACUUCGCAAUCAAGAAGGAGCUGCGUCGACAGACCGUUGUCCGAAACAUCAGCAAAACGAGCGUGGACUACGCCAUGGACUUUGCUGCUCGCCUCAGCGACGCAAUGCCUGGAAAGUCCAACAAUGGCCAAGGAGCCAGGGGAAGCGUCGUGCCGGCAGUCAGUCAAAGCACCUUGUGGCAGGAGCUCCCAGCGGUGCGGGACAGCGGGAUGCUGGACCAGCUCACUGCUGACCAAAUCAAGUACCAGGAGAGCAUGUUUGAGGUCCUGACCUCAGAGGCCUCCUAUCUGCGGUCCCUACGCGUCCUCACAGAGCACUUCAUGGAAAACAGGGAGCUGGGAGAAACGCUCAUCAUCAGCGAGAAGAAAACCCUCUUCUCCAACAUCCAGAAGGUCCGCGAGGUCAGCGAGAGGUUCCUGAAGGACCUGGAAGACCACAUAUUCAUGGAGAUAGUGUUCCCAGACAUCUGCGACAUCAUCAAAUAUCACGCCCAGCACAACUUCUCCACCUACAUCGACUACAUCCGCAACCAGACCUACCAGGAGAAGACCUACACCCGCCUCAUGAAGACGAACGGCCAGUUCGCCACAGUUAUCAACCGUCUCCAGGAGCAGCCUCAGUGCCAGCGGCUGCCCUUCCUCUCCUUCCUGCUGCUGCCCUUCCAGCGGAUAACACGCAUGAGGAUUCUCAUCGAGAGCAUCCUGAGGAGAACAAAGGAGGGGACGACAGAGGAGCAGACCGCCUCCAAGGCCCUAGCCUGUGUCUCUACGAUCAUCGAUCAGUGCAACAAAGAUGUGGGGAAAAUGAAACAGAUGGAGGAGCUGAUUGAAACCUCUAAGAUGCUGGAGUUUGAUAAGCUCAAGGCCAUCCCGAUCAUCUCUGAGACGCGAUAUCUGGAGAAGAAGGGAGAGCUCCAGGAAAUGUCAAAAUCUAAAACCUUUGUCAACAUGAGGGCCAGGUUCUCCGUGGUUUACCUCUUCCUUUUUAACGACUGGCUGCUAAUUACUGCCAAGAAAAGCUCGGACCGUUACCUGGUGAUGGACCACGCUCACCGCUCUCUGGUGCAGGCUCAGCCUUUGGGCGAAUGCUUCGGCGGCGGCACCACCUACGAGAACUGCUUCAACCUCGUCAUGCUGGAGAACCACCAGGGACGCACGAUGGAGCGGAUCUUCAAAGCCCCGUCCAAGUCGGACAUGGAGAGAUGGUUGGCGGCUCUCCCCAGCGCCACCAAAGAAGAGGCAGAGGAAGAAGAAGUGAUUUAUGAGGACUGGGAUUGUCCUCAGGUGCAGUGUGUGGAGCAGUACGCUGCCCAGCAAGCAGACGAGCUCAGCCUGGAGCCCACGGAGAUCAUUAAUGUCAUCCGCAAAACCAACGAGGGCUGGUGCGAAGGGAUCCGUUUGUCCGACGGUCAGAAGGGCUGGUUCCCCGACGCCAACGUCAUCGAGAUCACCAACGAGCAUGUCAGGAGAAGGAACAUCAAGGAGCGCUACAGGGUCUCCCAGGCGACGAGGUUGGCCAAAAACCGGAGCCGCUGAACACAUUUACGUCAAAAACGCCUCAGAUGGACGAUAAAGCGAGGACAACUCAGAAGCAGGCAGCGACGGCUGAUUUUUUAGCAAAUAUCUUGUAAAUAAUGCCCUAAGUUAUACCGCCGAGGAAACCGAGAACUAAAAUAAGGUCUUUAAUUGCAGAUGCCGAAACGAACGGUAUGCUGCAUGCACACUAAACACACAUGCCAGUCAUUCUAGGCAUUUCUGCAGAUCCUGCGUUGUUCCUGUAAGCAUAGUAGCAGUUGAGUCAUGAGCAAUCUCCCGUUUCUGCCUGAUACAGAAACCGGUUUACUGUCGCUGGGGAGGACAAGUUUCCAGGAAUCUCUCAGCUGGGAGCGCACUAGAAGUUAGAGCGGCUGAUUUGCCUCAGGAAAUUCAGGAGAUGUAAAGCAAAACUAGCUGUGUAGGAGAGCUACAGCUCCCCCUACUGUUUUAAUUAUUAAACUACUAUUUAGGGGGGGAAAAUGUAUAUAUGUUAAAAAAUGUAAAUUAUAAAAGGGUGUAUUGCAUACCAGCGGAUGUACUUUUAAUUAAAAAAACAUUGAAAUCUU